AUGUUAUUUUCUCCGCCUGCUUUCCGACAAGAUGCCGCUGUAGCACUAGCUGAAAGAUGUAAUCUUAUCUUGAAUGGGCCCUUCUCUUCAUUCCGAAGCACUCGAGACAGGAAAAUUAUGAUCGAGGUAGAUACUAGUUUCUUCCCAGCAUAG
This is a messenger RNA of Sclerotinia sclerotiorum 1980 UF-70, 153 nucleotides long. RefSeq lists its product with no specific name. Lineage: Eukaryota; Fungi; Ascomycota; Leotiomycetes; Helotiales; Sclerotiniaceae. The record is from RefSeq and is a predicted model, not a curated record. Bases 1 to 153 code for a protein of 50 amino acids. The transcript has a single exon.